AUGCCGCUCGAGGCUACCAUGAUCGUCCUCGACGAUUCCGAGUGGAUGAGGAACGGCGACUUCCCUCCUUCUCGAUGGGAAGCACAGAACGAUGCAACGAGGAUUCUCUUCGACGCAAAAGUAGGAAGCAAUCCUGAGAGCAAAGUUGGCCUCAUGACCAUGGCAGGUAAAGGACCACGAGUCCUUGCCUCGCUCACUCAGGAAAUGGGCAAGAUCGUCUCUUCGCUUCACGGCGCGACACUCUCUGGAUCCGCAGAUGUACCCACUGCCAUCAACAUUGCCCAGCUCGCUCUCAAGCAUCGUCAGAACAAGUCUCAGCAUCAGCGUAUCGUCGUCUUCAUCGGUUCGCCCAUCAAGCAGUCGACGUCACGCGAUGACCUCAUCGCAUUGGGCAAAAAAUUGAAGAAGAAUAACGUCGCUCUAGAUGUAGUCAGCUUCGGUGAGGAACAGCAGAACGCCGACAAGCUAGAAGCACUCCUCGAGAGCGUCAAUAGCGGCGACAACAGCCACCUCGUGACCGUCUCGGCCUCUCAGCAUCAGCUGCUCUCAGACGUGCUUCUCUCCUCGCAAAUCCUCAUCGAUGGCGCUGGCCCCUCGGGAGCUGGCGGCGCAGGAGCCGGAGGUAGCGGAGGUGAAGGAGGAAACGAGUGGGGCGUAGAUCCCAACAUGGACCCAGAGCUGGCCAUGGCUCUUCGCAUGUCUCUAGAGGAAGAACAAGCACGUCAGCGCGCAGCAGAAGGCUCUGUCGCUGCUUCGGGCUCAAACGCAGCUUCCCUCCCUACCGUGUCAGAGACACAAGAGGCGCCAUCAACGACGGCCUCGGCUUCGACUUCCGCCGCCGCGCCGCCGCAAGCAGGGGGACCUACCGCCCCCGCAGCAGGCAUGCCCUCUGGCGGCUCUCUUGUACCUCCUGGCGCCGAUGCCCUCAGUGGUACCAGUGCAGGAGCAGGUAAUGACGGCGAAGACGACGAAGAUGCCAUGCUACAGCGUGCCUUGGCGCUCUCGGCACAGCCGCAAGAAGAGGGUCAAGCGGUACCGACGCAAACAGAGUCAGCAGAGUCGGGACGGCACGACGAGGACGUAGAGAUGGGCGGUGCUGGUGCUACUGUUGCAACGAACGAGGACGAAGACGAGGAGAUGACAGAGGAGGAGGCUAUUGCACACGCAAUCCAGAUGAGCUUGCAAGAUGCACAGCCUCCUCAGGACGGCAAGCCAAGGGGAGGAGCGGGUUCGGGCAAGUGAGAGGGCACGGGGGUGGGGAACCUCUUUGUUCGUAGAGCAUGACUCCCGCACUGCUCGGGGAGCAGAGGAUGAAGUGUAGUCGGUCAUGAGAAAGAAAGAAGGGGCGAGCCUGUCCUACUGAAUUCUCAUACUCAUCAUAGUCGCACGCACAAAGGGCCUAGAAUUCACACGUUGCGCGCGUGGAUCCCGAUGAAACAGACAAAAGAUGGUAUUCGACGGCGUACGGCUUGUCGGAGGGGAACUUGCUUGGCCCUUUGUCCGCGUACGAAGUAGGCGGCGUAUAAGGCAGACGUGGACCAAAGAUACGGACCAUGAGAGAUCUCGCGCUCGUUGCGUUUCGCGCUAGCACGUUCGCUGUCGGACGGUGGCCAUCAGAAGUCCUCAGCACUUUGUCGUGCUUUCACUG
Messenger RNA from Jaminaea rosea, 1648 nucleotides. RefSeq lists its product as hypothetical. Gene Ontology annotation, molecular function: polyubiquitin modification-dependent protein binding. Gene Ontology annotation, cellular component: nucleus; proteasome regulatory particle, base subcomplex; cytosol. The record is from RefSeq and is a predicted model, not a curated record. Lineage: Eukaryota; Fungi; Basidiomycota; Exobasidiomycetes; Microstromatales. The transcript is spliced from 5 exons. The coding region runs from base 1 to 1242 and encodes 413 amino acids. Gene Ontology annotation, biological process: proteasome-mediated ubiquitin-dependent protein catabolic process.